Messenger RNA from Mesorhabditis belari, 1134 nucleotides. The record is from the annotation of a GenBank genome assembly. Lineage: Eukaryota; Metazoa; Nematoda; Chromadorea; Rhabditida; Rhabditidae.
AUGCGUCGAAAAAGCGCAAAAAACGAGCCGCAGCCACGGUCGAUUGUUUGCCAAAUGCAGCACACUAUUGUCAACGAUUAUCGAAAUAUCCAAAUCUCGCAAUUACUUGGUGAUGAGGAAAUCAUUCUUGAAAAUAUGGUUCAAUUUCAACCAGCCGAUCUCUACAAUGUCGCUGCACAACCCGUCGAAGCGAUCGAGGCUCGUGCUGCGAAACGCCGCUCCUCUCACGUAUUCGAGGAUCAAGAGCUCGAGAAAAAGGCAACAAAACGCAUCUCACUCUCGCAAACUUUCGGUGACACGAAGAAGCUUAAAACGAUGGACCAAAUGGAGAAACGACAAGUGCAAGAUGAAACAAUGGUCGAAAUGAAAGAAACAGCGCUCGCUUCGACGUCGGUGAUCAAAAAAGAAGGGGAAAGCUUCUCGAUUGAUGGAAUCACAGCCAUUAGAACUGAGGAAGUUUCCGAUGUUUUACCCAAAGCUAAUCUUGAAGUAAUGUUUGGCAAAGACGUCUACCCAAGAGCACUUUUUGUCACCGAUGAAGAGAUGGAGAGUUUCGCUGAUCUUUGUCAAAGCACGAUGUCAAAAGGAUACGAUGAGUUCAACUAUGAAUGGAAAAAUGAGACGAAAAAUGACUUCCCGCCAUUUUACAAGCACUGGCUUGGCAGUAAUGGCAAAGAUUCGACAAUUUGUACCCUUCGUUGCUUCUGUGCUGCAAUGCUAUAUCUCAUUAAAACGACCAAGGGUCGAUCAAGUCUCUCAACUUUAUCCACAAAGAACGGUCCAUUUCCAAUGAUUAUCCUCGAGACGAUUCAGGAUAAAUAUUUCAAAUCCGAAAAAACCCUCGCUCGAAACAAAGUGCUGACGGUGAACAUCGGGAAAAUGGAAUGCGAUCGUUUACUAGCUCAUACAAUCGCUUUCGCGCUAACAAUCGAUCCUGAUAAUCGAAUUUAUCCAGUGGAAUGGUCGGCAUUCACUCGUUUUUCCGCUCCAAUCAUUGACAAGAUUGGCAUGGCUCUUGGGGCUCAUAAAGAAGCGAUUCCAGUGGCACAUAAACAACAAAGAGGCAACUAUUCCCUUGUCCUCUCCGGCCCACCCAAGCCACUCGGUACUCCACGUGCGCGAAGAAAAAGAAAA